Messenger RNA from Maylandia zebra (zebra mbuna), 1807 nucleotides. Lineage: Eukaryota; Metazoa; Chordata; Actinopteri; Cichliformes; Cichlidae. The record is from RefSeq and is a predicted model, not a curated record.
AUGCAUGCAGCUCGGACGGCGCUGUGGUUGCCUGGGAAACAGCUGGAAGCUCAGAGUGUUUCUGGGCUGUUCAGGGUUAAUGUGUGUUAGAGGCCCCCACUGCUGCACUCUGACUGGCUCUUUUGUGACAGUCAAGCAGGGAGACUCCGCCUCCUGUGUUUUUACAGCGGGUCUGGUCUGAGGGAGUCCAGACCUGCUGGAUCACAUCAAACUGGAGCUCAGACAUGGCAAGCUGCUCAGGAUGUGGACCGGGAUACCGCAGCCCACUGGACGCCAUGAAGGGUCCUCGGGAGGAGAUCAUCUACCUGCCCUGCAUAUACCGCAACACCGGCAUCCUGAAACCUGACUACCUGGCCACUGUGGACGUGAACCCCAAAUCCCCCACCUACUGCCAGGUGAUCCACCGGCUGCCGAUGCCGAAUCUUCGUGACGAGCUGCAUCACUCCGGCUGGAACGCCUGCAGCAGCUGCUUCGACGACGCCUCCAAGAAGAGAAACUUCCUGAUCCUGCCGUCACUCGUCUCGUCCCGAAUUUACGUGGUUGACGUGGGGACGAAUCCCAGAGCACCCAAAAUCUACAAGAUGGUGGAGCCCAUCGAGCUGUAUUGGAAGUGCGGCCUGGCGAACCCUCACACCAGCCACUGCCUGGGCAGUGGUCAGAUUAUGAUCAGCUGCAUGGGAGACCCGUCCGGUAACGCCAAAGGUGGUUUUGUUCUUCUGGAUGGUGAGACGUUCGAGGUGAUCAGUAACUGGGAGCACCAAGGCGAGGCGGCGCCGUUCGGCUACGACUUUUGGUACCAGCCUCGGCACAAUGUGAUGAUCAGCACCGAGUGAGCGCCCAAAGCUCUGGUUAACGGUUUUAAUCCAGCUCAUGUCCAAGAAGGGCUCUAUGGCAGCGCCCUGAAUAUCUGGGACUGGACCACCCACAAGAAGCUGCAGAGGCUUGAUCUAGGAGAAGAGGGCGCCAUUCCACUGGAGGUCCGGUUCCUCCAUGAGCCGAGUGCCGCUGAGGGCUACGUGGGCUGUGCACUGAAUUCAACCGUCUUCAGAUUCUACAAAACGGCAGAGGGGGACUGGGCCGCAGAGAAGGUCAUCAGCAUUCCUAGUAAGAAGGGGGGAUGGAUGUUGCCCGAGAUGCCAGGUCUCAUCACAGACAUCCUGAUCUCACUGGAUGACCGUUAUCUGUACUUCAGUAACUGGCUGCAUGGUGACAUCAGACAAUAUGACAUCAGACCGCAGAACCCACGGCUCGUCGCCAGGUGUGUUCUUGGAGGAAGCAUUGUCAGGGACGGACCCAUCAGAGUCCUGGAGGACCCAGAGAACCAGGAGCAGCCCCGCCCCUGCAUCAUAAAGGGGAAGCGUAUCGCUGGAAGUCCUCAGAUGCUGCAGCUCAGUCUGGACGGGCGGCGCCUCUACACGACCACGUCUCUGUACAGCGGCUGGGACAAACAGUUUUACCCCGACAUGAUCAGGGAGGGAUCAGUGAUGAUGCAGAUCAAUGUGGACACUGUGGAUGGCGGUCGCCUGAAUGAGGACUUCCUGGUGGAUUUUGGUAAAGAGCCCGACGGUCCGGUUCUGGCCCACGAGCUGCGGUACCCCGGCGGAGACUGUACCUCCGACAUCUGGCUGUGAAGCCAUGAUCAUCCUGAGCCUCAGAGUCCAAACACAUUUGAGAACAGCUCAGGCAGGAGUCUGAUCUCCAUGUAACUUCUGGUGUCACCAUCACGCAUUAGAAUAACUUUGUUGUCCAUCACAUCGGCCGCAGGAAAAAAAACAUAAGAUAAGAUAAGAUAAGAUAGAACUUUAUU